Molecule: messenger RNA, 1155 nt
Organism: Aspergillus terreus NIH2624
Lineage: Eukaryota; Fungi; Ascomycota; Eurotiomycetes; Eurotiales; Aspergillaceae
Product: glycosylphosphatidylinositol-alpha 1,4 mannosyltransferase I
Exons: 4
Coding region: 1-1155 (384 amino acids)
Biological process (GO): GPI anchor biosynthetic process
Cellular component (GO): membrane; glycosylphosphatidylinositol-mannosyltransferase I complex
Molecular function (GO): alpha-1,4-mannosyltransferase activity; GPI mannosyltransferase activity
Source: RefSeq, a predicted model, not a curated record
AUGUCUUUCUUUGAAAGACCCUCCGUGGUCUACACCAGCGCCAUCGCGCUGCGCGCCCUCCUCCUCAUCUACGGCGCCUGGCAAGACGCCCACUCCGCCGUCAAAUACACCGACAUCGACUACCUGGUCUUCACCGACGCGGCGCGGUACGUCGCGCACGGCGCAACCCCCUACGCCCGCGACACGUACCGCUACACGCCGCUGCUCGCCUGGCUGCUCCUCCCAACCACCUGGAACUUGCCGGGCUGCUUCGCGUUCGGAAAAGCGCUCUUCGCGCUGGCCGACGUGCUGGCCGGCUGCCUGAUCGCCAAGUCGCUCGAGUCGGCGUACGGGAUGCCGCCCGCGACGGCGCGCAAGUACGCCAGCGUGUGGCUGCUCAACCCGAUGGUCGCGAACAUCAGCACGCGCGGCAGCUCCGAGGGACUGCUGUGCGUGCUGGUCGUGGCGCUGGUGUGGGCGGCGCUGCGGCGGCGGGUGACCCUCGCGGGCGUGCUGCUGGGGCUGGCGGUGCAUUUCAAGAUCUACCCGUUUAUCUACGGGGUGUCGAUGCUGUGCUGGCUGCGUCCCGACGCCCCGAACGAGGAGGGGACAGCCGGCAGGAAGAAGGAAAGUCUACUGGGGCAGGCGAUGGCGCAGGUCACGCCGGCCCGCGUGCAUCUCACGCUGACCGCGCUGGCGACCUUCUCCGCCCUCAACAUCUCCAUGUACAUGCACUACGGCGUGCCGUUCGUCCAGCACACGUAUCUGCACCAUCUGACCCGCAUCGACCACCGGCACAACUUCUCGCCCUACGGCACGCUGCUGUAUCUCUCUGCAGCGGGCGACGCCGCCGGCCGCUUCGAAGCGCUGGCCUUCAUCCCGCAGCUGCUGCUGGCUGUCGUGGCGAUCCCGCUGGUCCUUGCGCGGAAGAGUCUGCCUGGGGCGAUGAUGGCGCAGACGUUUGCGUUUGUGACCUUCAAUAAGGUCUGCACGAGUCAGUAUUUCCUGUGGUACCUGGUGUUUUUGCCGUUCUAUCUGCCGCAGUCGUCCUUGCGGAGUCGGCUUGGUGUGGUGGUUUUGGCGCUGUGGGUUGGCGCGCAGGCCCUCUGGCUCCAGCAAGGGUAUAACCUGGAGUUUCUAGGAAUAUCCACCUUCGUACCAGUCAUAUACCUAUGA